Lemur catta (Ring-tailed lemur) is the source of this 3056-nucleotide messenger RNA. RefSeq names its product transportin-1-like. Gene Ontology annotation, biological process: protein import into nucleus. Gene Ontology annotation, cellular component: cytoplasm; nucleus. Gene Ontology annotation, molecular function: nuclear import signal receptor activity; small GTPase binding. Lineage: Eukaryota; Metazoa; Chordata; Mammalia; Primates; Lemuridae. The record is from RefSeq and is a predicted model, not a curated record.
AUGAGGACAAAAGCCAUUUACCAAGAUGGCAGAGCAGAAAUUGGCAGCAGCGUUCUGGGCAACUCAGACAGACGCAGCAGCAUGAGUUUUCUCCUGAAGCCCCUGAGCGGACUGACACUCAGUGCCCAGAAUGGCGUUCCGCGGCCACACCUAAACCAGUCCCUGCCUCUGAAUUUUAAUGACAUCAGGGAGCAAACCAAGGUGGAGUAUGAGUGGAAACCUGACAAGCAAGGACUUCAGCAAAUCCUGCAGCUGUUGAAGGAGUCCCAGUCCCCAAACACCACCAUCCAGAGAACCGUGCAGCAAAAACUGGAACAACUCAAUCAAUAUCCAGAUUUUAACAACGACUUGAUUACAAAAUUAAAAUCCGAAGAUGAACCUAUGAGAUCAUUGAAUGGUCUCAUCUUGAAGAAUAAUGUGAAAGCACAUUUUCAGAACUUCCCAAAUGGUGUAACAGACUUUAUUAAAAGUGAAUGUUUAAGUAAUAUUGGUGACUCCUCUCCUCUGGUUAGAGCCAAGGUUUAUAUUUUGAUUACAACCAUAGCCUCCAAGGGAGAAUUGCAGAAUUGGCCUGACCUCUUACCAAAACUCUGCAGCCUGUUGGAUUCUGAAGAUUACAACACCUGUGAGGGAGCAUUUGCUGCCCUUCAGAAGAUAUGUGAAGAUUCUGCUGAGAUUUUAGAUAGUGAUGUUUUAGAUCAUCCUCUCAACAUCAUGAUUCCCAAAUUUUUGCAGUUCUUCAAGCACAGUAGUCCAAAAAUAAGGUCUCAUGCUAUUGCAUGUGUCAAUCAGUUUAUCAUCAGCAGGACUCAAGCUCUGAUGUUGCACAUUGAUUCUUUUAUUGAGAAUCUGUUUGCACUGGCUGGUGAGGAAGAACCAGAGGUACGGAAAAAUGUUUACAGGGCGUUUGUGAUGUUGCUUGAAGCUCAAAUGAAUCUCCUGCUUCCUCACAUGCACAAUAUAGUUGAGUACCUGCUACAGAGGACUCAAGAUCAAGAUGAAAAUGUGGCUUUAGAAGCCUGUGAAUUUUGGCUAACUUUAGCUGAGCAACAAAUAUGCAAAGAUGUACUUGUAAGACAUCUUCCUAAGUUAAUUCCUGUGUUAGUGAAUGGCAUGAAGUACUCAGAUAUAGAUAUUAUCCUGCUUAAGGGUGAUGUUGAGGAAGAUGAAACAAUUCCUGAUAGUGAACAGGAUCUAAGGCCACGUUUUCACCGAUCAAGGACAGUGCAGCAGCAUGGUGAAGAUGAAGAGGAAGAAGAUGAUGAUGAUGAAAUGGAUGAUGACGAUACAAUUUCUGACUGGGAUCUAAGAAAAUGUUCCGCUGCUGCCCUAGAUGUUUUUGCAAAUGUAUAUCGUGAUGAGCUACUGCCACAUAUUUUACCCCUUUUGAAAGAAUUACUUUUUCAUUGUGAAUGGGCUGUUAAAGAAUCAGGCAUCUUGGCAUUAGGAGCAAUUGCUGCAGGUGGCAUGCAAGGCGUGAUUCCAUACCAGCCCGAGCUCAUUCCUCACCUUAUUCGGUGCCUCUGUAAUAAAAAGGCUCUUGUGCGCUCCAUAAUGUGCUGGGCUUUUAGCUGCUAUGCACACUGGGUAGUCAGCCAGCCACCACACACGCAUCUGAAGCCAUUAAUGACGGAACUGCUAAAGCGCAUGCUGGAUAGCAACAAGAGAGUACAAGAAGCUACCUGCGGUGCCUUUACUACCCUAGAAGAGGAUGCCUGUGCAGAACUCGUUCCUUACCUUGCUUAUAGACUUGAUACCCUGGUCUUCGCGUUUAGUAAAUACCCACAUAAGAACCUGCUCAUUCUCUAUGAAGCCAUAGGAACAUUAGCAAAUUCAGUAGGACGUCAUUUAAACAAGCCAGAAUAUAUUCAGAUGCUAAUGCCUCCACUGAUCCAGAAAUGGAAUAUGUUAAAGGAUGAAGAUGAAGAUCUCUUCCCUUUACUUGAGUGCCUGUCUUUGGUUGCCACAGCCCUGCAGUCUGGCUUGCUUUCGUACUGUGAACCUGUGUAUUAGCGUUGUGUAAACCUAGUGCAGACGACUCUUGCACAAGCCAUGCUGAACAAUGCUCAACCUGAUCAACACGAGGCUCCAGAUAAAGAUUUUAUGAUAGUGGCUCUUGACUUACUGAGUGGCCUGGCUGCAGGACUUGAAGGCAACAUGGAACAACUGGUAGCCCGAAGUAACAUCCUAACACUAAUGUAUCAGUGCAUGCAGGAUAAAAUGCCAGAAGUUCGACAGAGUUCUUUUGCCCUGUUAGGUGGCCUGACGAAAGCUUGCUUUCAGCACGUUAAGCCUUGUAUAGCUGAUUUCAUGCCAAUAGUGGGAACCAACCUAAAUCCAGAGUUCAUUUCAGUCUGCAACCAUGUCACUUGGGCAGUUGGAGAAAUCUCCAUUCAAACGGGUAUAGAGACGCAGCCUUAUAUUCCUGUGGUGUUGCACCAGCUUGUAGAAAUCAUUAACAGACCCAACACACCGAAGACAUUGUUAGAUAAUACAGCAAUAGCAAUUGGUCGUCUUGGUUACGUUUGUCCUCAAGAGGUGGCCCCCAUGCUACAGCAGUUUAUAAGACCUUGGUGCACCUCUCUGAGAAACAUAAGGGACAAUGAGGAAAAGGAUUCCGCAUUCCGUGGUAUUUGUACCACGAUCAGUGUGAAUCCCAGUGGCAUAAUCCAAGAUUUUAUAUUUUUUUGUGAUGCAGUUGCAUCAUGGAUUAACCCAAAAGAUGAUCUCAGAGACAUGUUCUAUAAGAGCCUUCAUGGAUUUAAAAAUCAAGUUGGGGAUGAAAAUUGGAGGCAUUUCUCCGACCAGUUUCCUCUUCUGUUAAAAGAAUGUCUUGCAGCUUUUUAUGGUGUUUAAUCUAAUACACUUAAGCUGCAGUCCCAAAAUUAGGGGUCUUUCGGUCUUGGAGACUAUGAGGGAGGCUCUGCACCCAGGGAAAAUGUUGCCCUUUUCAGGGGGGAAGGGUAAACCAGUAGGGAAUACAGUACAAUCCCAACCCUACUGGGAGGGGCGGGAGGGAGGUGUUGCCGUCACUGCAUUAAGUCGAUGUUGGGAAA